Molecule: messenger RNA, 4245 nt
Organism: Anopheles stephensi (Asian malaria mosquito)
Lineage: Eukaryota; Metazoa; Arthropoda; Insecta; Diptera; Culicidae
Exons: 4
Coding region: 531-3887 (1118 amino acids)
Source: RefSeq, a predicted model, not a curated record
CAAACAAAUUUCUCUCGUGCUCUUAUGCGUACGCAGACUCACCACCACCGGCACAAACGGGGAACGUCGGCCGGGUCUGGUGUGUUGCGGGCGCUGAUAACACGAGCGCGCUCCCAUGCGGCGUCUACCUGCUCGGAACAGGAAGAAGGCAUUCACGCAUUCAGAUCAGAGUCGGGUACGGUCACCACGUAUUCAGUACCCGACGGCCUCUUCAGUUUUACCUUGGACUCUCGCGUGUGCUGUUGUGGAUAGUGUCGUGCGGCCGUGUCGUAAGCCCGCGUUCGUUCGCCCCUUUCUAGAGGCUGCCGCGUUCUACCGCAGUGUUUGGGAAAGGUACCCAAGUCUUAUCGUGUUUCGUACGCUGCAGUUUCUUCCGUUCGGGCGGUUUUCGGUGCCGACGCGCACCAGUUUGUGGAGUGUCAGUUCGCUGCUGUCAGAGAUCGCUACCUCCAGCUGACCCAGAGCUCUUUGCCAUGUGGUAACCAAAGCCUGUGCUCCUCCCCGCCGCCACCACCACCACCAACACCACCAUGGGCCGUUCGCAGUCGAAGGAGCAACCGGGCGGCAAUAAUCCGUGGGAGGCGGAAAUGGUCCGGAAGCAGCGGCGCGAACAAACGACCCGCGAGCUGACCCAGGAACGGCGGGAACAGGAACGGCGUGCCCUGAAGGCACGCCAGCGCGCCGAAAAGGAGGCCAAAAAGCAGCAGAAGAAGAAGAAGAAAUCGGCACGGAAGAGCAGCAGUGCGGGCGGGAAGAAGCAGCGGAAGUCGAAGCUGGACGAGCUGCGCGACACGGAACCGCCACCGAUCGUGCGCAAGUCCAAGGCCAAGCUGGAGGAAAGUGAUUACGAUUCGGAAGCGAAACGGCGGAUGCAGCACCAGCUCGCCUUCAACAGUGAUAUCUUCGUGCUCAACCAGCUAGUGCUCGGUGUCCAGUUUUUCGGCAACUUUGAAAGGGAAAUGUGGGAAACGGUCGAACGGAAUCGUAACGAGGAAAAUCGUCGUAACGGCAAGACGUCACGCCACUGCAAAACUGUCAUCCUGCCCGACCGUCUACUGGAAGCGGUGGACAUGCGUGUAAAGUUCUAUGCAAAACACGGGCUGCACAAAAAUCGACUACUACCUCUCCAUACGCAGACCUGCUACGUCGUGCAUGACAACAUCGAAAUCACGAACCCUGGCGAUAGCUCCGUCUACAGUAUCCUUACCGAUGCGCCCAUCUACAAGCUCGAGAUCGAGGACGCGCUCGAUGACAAGCUGAAGCAGACGAGCGACGGUGCGGUGCGAAAGCGCCGGACCAACUGUCACCACGGUUACAUCAAGCUGAAGAGUGUCGAGUUUAUUAAGCCCAACAAUCCGCCCACGCUCGACAGGAUGUCGGCCGCCCAGCGGAUCAUGUCCUACGGCGCGGAACCGGGCCCGAGUGGACUAAGCCAGAAGCUCGUCUCGGCGAACGGCAUGUCGAAGGUGAACAGUCUCAGUGAAAGUGAUACUCUCGAGGAUGAGGAGGACGACGAUGAGGAUGAUGAUGAUGGCGAUGAGGAUGAUGAUGAAGAGAAUGGUCGGGAAGGUAAUCGCUUCACCAAGCUCAAGUACCGCGACAGCAUCAUGGUGAAGUAUCCGAAGGUGGGGAAUGGAGUUUAUGGUAAGAAGCAACCGCAGCUGAUGCUGGCAAACGCUGGCGUACCUUCAACCUCGACCAGUUCUACCUCUCCGCCCAGCAGUGAGUAUGACUAUGCGUACAUUACGGCGAUCAACACGCAUCAACCGUUGAGCGUGAUGCGAUCGGCCGGUGGUGAUGAAGCGCCAGUCAGUACGACGGUCCUGCCGGACUACUGCAUCACGACGAUAAGCUGUCCGAUCGAGGUGAACGAAGGCUACUACAGUGACGACGAGUCGGAAGGGACGGACAAGCUUAGCUCGCUGUACCUCGUAAAGGCGAACGGUGGUGCGGGUGGCAGUAGUAGGCAGGGUGGUGGUAAGACGAAUCACCUGCAUCAUCAUCACAGCAAUCCGGAGUACACGACCGAGCGGAGGCAAUAUCUCAACUCAAAGGGCUUCCUGGCGUACUUCGUGAACCUGUUCCAAGAUACGCUCGCCUCCGAGUUGGACAUUCCUGCGGAGGAUCUUCGCAACGCUACGUGGAAGGGUGCGGUCGUGUACAGUGGCCAGUGGGAGAUCAUACCCGCGAUCCUGUGCCCUUGGCCACGGGAAGCCAUCGAAUGGGUGCAUCGUAAGCGUGACGUUAAGAUCAAUCCACUGACGCGCCAAAAGUUCCAGUGGCCGACGCAACCAAUGAUCCAGAAGGUUAAAUCGUUCGGCUGUCACGUCAUACCGAUCGGAUACGCACCGAAACAGGGCCAGAACCGGUACCGGCAGCUCGAGUGGAAGAUUGUCUUUCCCGAGGCGGAACGUUACCUGGAAAGCUGCCUCACCGGGACGCAGAUCAAGAUCUACAUGAUCACGGUGCUGCUGCUGAAAACGUUCGUCGAGCCGAACCUGACGCCCGGCAUGAGCAUGUUCGGUAUGGAACACCUGCGAGCUCAUCUGUUCUGGCAGUGUGAAACCAACUACGCUGCCUGGCCGGAAGACUAUCUCGGGGAGGCACUGUUGCGCUUUCUAAACGCACUGCUCGAUCGCAUCAAGACGCACACACUGCCCGAUUACUUUCUGCCAAGCCGGAACCUGUUCGAGAACGUCCCGGAACGGGUACUGGUGGAGCUUCACAAGCGCAUCUUUCGCAUCACGGAAAACCCGGUCAUGCAUAUGCUGAUCGCACUGCGUAAUCUGAAGCUACCAAGUGCCCGGUUAACGUUCUAUCCGAAGAUACGCAUAAAGCGACUUUACUCGUUCCUGGUGAUAGACAACCCGCUCAAGAUCGUCAAUCCGAUGUUGCGCGACGAGGACGAGAACCUGGCCGCGGAAGACUCGGACGAGAACGAUGCGAACGAGCGGGAGAUUGCGGUCGGUUCGAUGGCGUACUACAACCAACAGGAGGUUGAAUCACGUCGCAAGAGGACGCGCAUCGUACGGUUCCUGGUGGCGGAACAGCUCAAGAAGGAACGAGCGGUCCAACCGGAACGUCGCCAGUCAGUUGAAUCGAUCGAUUUGACGUUUGUCUUCAACUUUCAGUUUCUGCCCCUCAAACACAUGGAGAACCUACGUCGGCAGCUGAUCUACGGGCUGUUCGUGGAGCACUUCAUCGAGAUGGCCCGGGUGUCCUGUGGCUUUCGAACGCUCAACCAGGCGUUGAUAUAUCUACGCCAGGCCGAGCGACUCUGCAAUCUACUCGCCGAUGACGAGGGCAUCGAAGAGGCCCGACAGUUCCUUAACCAGAUAUACGGGCUUCGGCAAGAGCUGGCCAAGGCUAAUGCGAAGGGUGCCGACCGGCCGGCACUACCGAAGCGUACCAGCACCAACGAACAGCGUCCGAUCGUCAGCCGGAAGGUGUCGGUCGCCCGUCAAAACAGUAAACGCACCACGUACACCAAUGUUCGCCAACCGUCAGCCGGUGGAAAACGACAGCAGCAGCAGCAGCAGAAGCAGCAACAGCAACAGCCACGCUUCUUUUCGCCCGACAACGAAGACGACGAGGACGACGAUGACGACGACGAUGAGUGGGAAGAUAUCGAGCGGAAGGAGUUGGGCACCGGACGUGGCCAACGGCGCACGUCCCGACCGCGCUCGUCACAGCCCGCUGGCGGGUUAAGGCGAAUGCCGUCGCAGCAGCAGCAACAUCAGCAGCAGAUUAGUGUUCAGAUUCACGCACCAAAGUCACAGGGCGGCCCACGGCGAUCCAACGGGCCGCGUCGUUCGUCCGACGACAUCGACGACAUCUCUCGGCUAUUGGGGAACGUGACGGUCGCGCCGAGACAGGGCUACCGAUAGUUACCAGGAGAUAUAAGGAGCGUUAGGGAGAGAGCGAGAGAGUUAGCACCCAAUGAAGGUUAGGAACACCCCUUUCUGUGAUAAAUGGUACCGGGAACUGUGACAGGGAGCCGCUGAUGCCUAAUGGCUGCGUUUGGCAGACAUCUGCUUCGCGAAAGCAAAUCAAAAUCUUAUCGUAAACGUAAACUGCUUGUAAUAGAGAACGGCCUGAUGCUACUACUACCAUAAACGAACCUCUACAAUACUUAUCGACCCCCGCUUUAACCGAUACGGUUACCGGCAAUAUGUAUUAAGCAACUGCGCGUCAUGUGUAAAUAGCGUCCAUUUGAUAAAAUACAUGCAUUUCGCUGAAGUACUA